AUGGGGAUUAAGAUCAAGGAGUUUGGUGUUGGUGCUUUGGUGGUUUUGUUGGUUUUCAAUGGAGUUGGAGUUUUUGGAGAUGAGAAGAAUGGUGUUUUGGGACGUAAGGGAGGGGGUGGUGGUGUUGGGAGAGGAUUAAGUGGUGGAGGUGGUGGAUUUGGGGGAGGUUCGGGUGGUGGUGGAGGAGGUGAAGGUCUAGGAGGUGGUGUAUUUGGCGGAUUCAGUGGAUUUGGUGGAGGAUUUGGACAGGGAGGUGGUUUUGGUCCUUUUGUAGGUGGUGGAGGCUCGGGUGGAGGAUAUGGAUUUGGCCAAGGAGGAGGUUUUGGAGCUGGCGGUGGAGGAGGAGGUGGCGGUGGAGGCGGAGGUGGAGGGGGAGGCUCGGGUUCAGGAUUCGGAUUCGGACAAGGAGGUGGUUUUGGAGCUGGCGGAGGCGGAGGAGGAGGUGGAGGUGGAGGUGGUGGCGGGGGUGGAGGCUUUGGUGGCUUUGGAGGAGCCUCUGGUGGUCACUUGUAG
Messenger RNA from Daucus carota subsp. sativus, 513 nucleotides. RefSeq names its product glycine-rich cell wall structural protein. Bases 1 to 513 code for a protein of 170 amino acids. The record is from RefSeq and is a predicted model, not a curated record. Lineage: Eukaryota; Viridiplantae; Streptophyta; Magnoliopsida; Apiales; Apiaceae. The transcript has a single exon.